Messenger RNA from Artibeus jamaicensis (Jamaican fruit-eating bat), 3774 nucleotides. RefSeq names its product solute carrier family 5 member 6 (gene SLC5A6). The coding region runs from base 521 to 2437 and encodes 638 amino acids. Gene Ontology annotation, cellular component: membrane. Lineage: Eukaryota; Metazoa; Chordata; Mammalia; Chiroptera; Phyllostomidae. Gene Ontology annotation, biological process: sodium ion transport; biotin transport; pantothenate transmembrane transport. Gene Ontology annotation, molecular function: sodium-dependent multivitamin transmembrane transporter activity. The record is from RefSeq and is a predicted model, not a curated record. The transcript is spliced from 16 exons.
GCAGCCGUACUCAAACGUGGAGACUUGGCAGCUCGGUCUGACGGAGGCGAGCCGGCACGGUGUGGGCCCGUACAAAGUGUCGCCGGAGAUACGCCUCUGAGCUGAGAGGGAGGGACAAGGAGGGGAGGGGCAGGUUUUGCUUGUCCCACCUUGAAGGGCCGGGAAAAGCCUUAGUGCGGCCAGGUGCUAGUGUUCCCGCGCUCGCACUCGGAGGGAAGGUGGGAAGCCAGGAAAGAAGGAGGGUAAGAGUGAUGGAGAAGUGAAAGGCGAAGGGCAAACCCCGGCGGGAGGGGACGAGCUCGGGGACGCCUUGGGCACCCUGAGGACUUCAUCUCAGUCGGGAGACCACGCGGCGUGCCGGAGCCCUGGCGAGAAGGUCACCCUGGACAUGUUACUUGGUGGAGAAGAAAAACUGUGAAAACUUGGUUGAGAGCCAGGUAGUAGCCACUGGCCUGCCAUUGCCCAGCUAAGUGGCAGCCCAGAACCCAGGAGCAGCAAGUGGCUACAGGUCAUAGAGGACAUGAAUGUGGGGGUGACCUCCCCCGCGCCCCUCCCCACAGCCUCAGACCCAAGCACGGUAAAAUCUGCCUUCUCCCUUGUGGACUACAUGGUCUUCAUCCUGCUGCUGGUUCUCUCCCUUGUCAUUGGGCUCUACCAUGCCUGUCGUGGCUGGGGCCGGCACACCAUUGGUCAGCUGCAGAUGGCCAACCGCAAAAUGACCUGCCUUCCUGUGGCACUGUCCCUGCUGGCCACUUUCCAGUCAGCUGUGGCCAUCCUGGGUGUGCCGUCUGAGAUCUACCAAUAUGGGACCCAGUAUUGGUUCCUGGGCUGCUCGUAUUUCCUGGGGCUGCUGAUCCCUGCACACAUCUUCAUCCCUGUCUUCUACCGCCUGCAUCUCACCAGUGCCUAUGAGUACCUGGAGCUCCGAUUCAAUAAAACUGUGCGAGUUUGUGGGACCUUGACUUUCAUCUUUCAGAUGGUGAUCUACAUGGGGGUUGUGCUCUAUGCACCGUCGUUGGCCCUCAAUGCAGUGACUGGCUUUGAUCUGUGGCUCUCAGUGCUGACCCUAGGCAUUGUCUGUACCAUCUACACUGCCCUGGGUGGGCUGAAAGCAGUCAUCUGGACAGAUGUGUUCCAGACACUGGUCAUGUUCCUAGGGCAGCUGGCGGUUAUCAUCGUGGGGUCAGCCAAGGUGGGCGGCUUGGGGCAUGUGUGGGAUUUGGCUUCCAAGCACGGCCUCAUCUCUGGAAUCAAGCUAGACCCAGACCCUUUUGUGCGGCAUACUUUCUGGACCUUGGCCUUUGGGGGUGUCUUCAUGAUGCUGUCCUUGUACGGGGUGAACCAGGCUCAGGUGCAGCGCUACCUCAGCUCCCGCACGGAGAAGGCUGCUGUACUCUCCUGCUAUGCGGUCUUCCCCUGCCAGCAGGUGGUCCUCUGCAUGGGCUGCCUCAUCGGCCUGGUCAUGUACACCUACUACCAGGAGUAUCCCAUGAGCACUGAGCAGAGUCAGGCAGCCCCCGACCAGUUUGUCCUGUAUUUCGUGAUGGAUCUCCUGAAAGGCCUGCCGGGCCUGCCUGGGCUCUUCGUUGCCUGCCUCUUCAGUGGCUCCCUCAGCACCAUAUCCUCUGCCUUUAAUUCAUUGGCAACCGUUACAAUGGAAGACCUGAUUCGACCCUCGUUCCCUCGGUUCUCAGAAGUGCGGGCUACCAUGCUUUCCAGAAUCCUUGCCUUUAGCUACGGGCUACUUUGCCUGGGAAUGGCCUACGUUUCCUCCCAGAUGGGACCAGUGCUGCAGGCGGCCAUCAGCAUCUUCGGCAUGAUCGGGGGGCCGCUGCUGGGACUCUUCUGCCUCGGGAUGUUCUUUCCUUGUGCCAACCCUCCUGGCGCCAUUGUGGGCCUGGUAGGUGGCCUCAUCAUGGCUUUCUGGAUCGGCAUUGGGAGCAUAGUGACCAGAGCAGGCUCCAGCAUGGCACUCUCACCAUCUAAUGGAUCCAGCUUGUCCCCGUCCGGCAAUCUGUCCACCAUCACCAUGACCACACUGAUGCCCUCAACCACCCUCUCCAGGGCCACGGGGCUACAGCGGUUCUAUUCCCUGUCGUAUUUAUGGUACAGCGCUCACAACUCCACCACGGUCAUCGUGGUGGGUCUGAUUGUCAGUCUCCUCACUGGGGGAAUGCGGGGCCGGACCCUGGACCCUCGGACCAUCUACCCAGUGCUGCCAAGACUCUGUGCCCUCCUGCCUGUGUCCUGUCGGAAGCGACUUCACUACAAAAGCUACAGCCAGGACCCCGCUGUGGACGCCACAGGGUUCCCGGAGAAGAUGAGCAAUGGGAUGCUGCAGGGCUGUGGGGACAAGGAGGCCAUGGCCGUGCCUGAGGAAGGCCCAGUCUGCAAGGGGAGCAGCCCCACCUUCACCCUCCAGGAGACCCCACUGUGACCUGGACUCAGGAACCGGCCCUUGUCUAAGAUGUGGUCAGGGCGGAGCUAGUUGAUGUAUUCUGCAGGGACUGGAUGACCUCGCUGAUACCAAAGGACCUUGUGCUUAGGGGUCUGUGCUGCAGUCGAAGCUUCCAGGGCACAGAAGGUAUGAGGAUAGGACAGACUUUGCCAGUAAAGAGGAUGGUAGGGGAUCCCCUGGGAAAAUGAGAGUGGCUUCUGAUUGAACUCCACCAAGCUCUUUGAAGUGGAUGGAAAAACCACAGUGCAGGUUUCAGCUGCCGCGGGGCCUGGUCUGACAAGGUUGACCACCUCUACCGUAAACUAGCUGUUGCUUCCCUUGCAGUCUCACCUAAGUGCAGAUUCUGUCUGCCACUAGGGGCCUCUGUGACCCUUACGUUCAGGUUGUCUGUGACACCCAGGCCCCCUCAUUCUUACCUGUCUACCUCCAUUUUUCAGAGGGAGGUUUUGGUGUUCCUGGGAGGCCUUUUGGAGUAGACAAAUACAUUCAUCUCCUUUGUGUCGAGUAGGGGAAGCUUUCCACCUCACUGUCCCAGCCCCACCUCUAAUGGGCACCUGGGGGUGGGCAGAUGUUGGCCUAAGAAACCAGGCAUGACCAGGCACACUGUGGAAUGUCCAUCUUGACUUCUGAGCCAUGCCACCCUGGUAUCAUUUUGUCCUUUGUGCUCCUGUUAAUGUGUGGAGUUUCUCCCCUGAAUAUCUUUGUUCCUAGGGAAUAAAAACUAACAUCAAAACUAGAAUCUGGGCUCCUGUACUGCCUGCAGCUGUUCUCGUCCACCCCAGCCCCGUUCCUGGAGAGGCCAAGAGCCCUCAUUUCCCAUACGCAGAUCUGCUGAGGAGAAAUAAGAGUGUCUGGCUGUGGUGUUUAAAGUCAUAUCCCUGGUGUGACUGCAGGGGGCAGCAUUGUGCUCAUCAGGAUGAAAGAUGUGUCCUCUCUCCACUUGCUGCUUCUCCUCCCCUGUGGCUCGGUCUGUCCCCUGUUGAGUCCCAGGAAUGAAGCAACAAGGGGAGAGAAUGCAUUUCUUCACCUGCUGCUCUGAGAUUUUCACUUUUGAGGGUAGAAGAAGAAUGCUGCUAUUUGCUUUUACAAGUAGAGUAUCAAUCCCUGGCUGGUGUGACUAGAUGGAUUGAGUGAUGGCCUGCAAGCCAAGGGGUUGCUGGUUCGACCCCAGUUGGGGCACAUGCCUGGGUUGCAGGCCAGGUCCCAGGUUGGGGACGUGUGAGAGGCAAUCGGUCCAUGUAUCUCUUGCACACUGCUGUUCCCCCUCUCUCCCUCCCUUCACUUCUCUCUAAAAUAAAAUCUCCAAUUACAGUUUA